UAAUCCUCUUACAUCCAUACCCUUAGAGAAAAAAAUUUUUGGCGCCAUGGAUUGGGAUCCCGAUCUCGAUUGUGACGAUUGCGGAGGUCCUGGCCCUCCGCCGGAAUUUUUAAUUCCUCCCCCGCCGAGACCUCCAUUCAUGCACGAGCUAAUUACGUGCACGGAGGAUUCCGUUAUGCCAGAUGUUGAAAUGUGCGAAGCCAUACCGACAAUCGAUGCUAGUUACGUGAGCGGUCCGUCGUUCCAAACGUCAGCCAUAGUAUUGUUAAUCACCGUUUUAUUAGUCUUCAUCAUCCUGAUAACAUCGUUAUUUUUAUGGAAACACAAACGAAAAGUGCAAAAUUUCUUACCCUGCAAGACACCAACCCGAGGUCCUUUGGAUGGCACGACAGUAUCUCCGCACGGGCUGGGAGUGACGUACGAAGAUCCCGAUGCACAUUUGGGACAUCGACCUCUCGUUAUGCGACAUCAUCAUCCGAAUAUGGAGAUGCUCCAUCCGAAAGCUCUUCACUAUCCAAGCGGUUUCCCGAUGCCACGUUCUCCGCCAUUAUUCAUAUGUUCCUCGCCGGGACCUGAUCCCUACAGAUCGCACGAUAAUGUCUACGAAGAACUCGAACAUCGCCCCGAUUCAGAUUCGGAAAGAGCGCAUCACUCCGACGACGAAUUUGCGGAAGAUGAGUUGAGUCUUCCGGGCGAACGUUCCUUUCAAAAAUCAUCGCCAGAUGGCACUACAGUAGCGACGAUCUAUCAAGAACGGAGUACCGGAAGUAGUAGCAAUGGCGCGGGAAGUAGUAACGAAGUGCCCGUUGAACCCUAUACGAUUGAGAGAAAUCGCACGGAACGGAAUUCGUUGCUGUCGUCGAGUUCGUCGGGCACGAAUAAUGACAAUCAAUCGCGUGCGGUUCGAAACUCAAAUUCAAGUUCAGACUGUGGUGUCAAUAAUAGCAAUAAUAGCGGGCUAUUUCGAUGUAGUCGGAAUAGCAACAAUAACCUUAGCAAUAAGAAUAGUAGCAUAAGUAGGCAAAAAUUACCAAAUACUUUCGGAAAUGGCGGCGCGCAUGUUGAAAGUGAUCCAACGUCGCCCGUUAUUUUGGCGGGAAGUGACAUUCCGCCCGCCAUUUACGACGACAGGAGCUUAAUGUCGCUGCCGCCGUCGUAUAGCAGCGGAUCAGUCAAUAACAACGCGAAUGUACAUAGUAAUAAUAAUAGUACCAUUGUGAAUACUGUGAAUAAUGUAAAUAACAAUCACGCCAAUAACUUCUAUGGACCAGUAGAUGAUCGCGAAUUAAGUGAAGUAGAGCGUCGUAAUCGUAUCAAUAGUCAAUUGUCGAAUCAUCCGGUUGCGACAAUUUUCCGCGGAGAUCGCCCGCGUGCCCUGCAUCAUCAUCACAUGAACUCUUCCAAUCGUAGUCGAACGAAUCCCCGAUCUUUAGAUCGCAGGAGAUUCGCAACGCCCCCUAUCGGCGAUCCAAACUACUUGUAUCAAGAACCCGUUUAUCAUCAUGAUGGCUCGAUGUUGUACGAUGGAUGUCUGUCGCAUGCUACAUAUUCGACGCCAUACCAAAUUAUCCCGGAAUUUAGUACGUUUAGACAUCCGUCGCAGAUGGCGGCAUCAGCAACUAUUAAUCCUAAUGGACAACCAAUGGCUGUGUAUUCGCGAGACUCGAGUUUCGGUUCUGACUCGGGAUACAGUCACAACACACAAAACUCCAACCGAAGCAAUAAUACGAAUAAUGUGAUGAUGCCAAAUAGUGCGCAACAAGGACCGCCGCAGCAGCAGCAACAAACGAACAGUUGGUGGAAUAGAAGUCGAAGUAAAGGACGAGGAAACAACCGAGGCACGACACUCUCUUCACUGAAUCGCGAUUCUUGA
This is a messenger RNA of Culicoides brevitarsis, 1873 nucleotides long. RefSeq lists its product as uncharacterized. The coding region runs from base 47 to 1873 and encodes 608 amino acids. The transcript has 4 exons. The record is from RefSeq and is a predicted model, not a curated record. NCBI's taxonomy places the organism in Eukaryota, Metazoa, Arthropoda, Insecta, Diptera, Ceratopogonidae.